Molecule: messenger RNA, 3151 nt
Organism: Sphaeramia orbicularis (orbiculate cardinalfish)
Lineage: Eukaryota; Metazoa; Chordata; Actinopteri; Kurtiformes; Apogonidae
Exons: 3
Coding region: 418-2034 (538 amino acids)
Molecular function (GO): ATP hydrolysis activity; GTP binding
Source: RefSeq, a predicted model, not a curated record
GUCUCUUUCUCUGGUUUUUGAUUAAAUCUAAUUCUUGACACAGACUCGGUUUGGUGACUCAUACUUUUACUUCAACAUGUGACUUUUCAUGACUUUCAGAAAAGGAAGUGAGUGUCAGAAAGUACCAGAGAUUCACUGAAAUCAUGUGAUUCUGGCCCAUUUUUUUUUCCCAAUAAAUGAAGAACAAAAAGAAGAAGUGAACGGAAGACGAGUCACUGCAGACGCCGCCGCCAACACCAACACCAACGCCGCCAACGCCACCAGACCUACGGUGCGUGGAUGCUCCGCCCACAGCCUGAGCCGCACUAACACUGACCGCAGCAGCUUCUGUCCAAACCACAGGAAAUACACCAAGGUCCAACAGGUCACAGCUCUGAUCCACUUUUCUGUUUGAUUCACAGACGACCACAGGAGGAGAUGGAAAACUGGACUGACAUGGCAUCAAACCUUGAAGAUAUUGUUGAAAAUGCUAAAGUUUCCGAUGAACCCCCCGCCCGUUACCGACUUACGCCACAGAAUAAAAAUGAAGGAAGUGAUGUCUUUAACUUCAGAAAAUUUACAUUUGGUAAAAAAGAUCCCAACAAACCGAAUAAAACGAUCCUCCUCGUCGGAGCAACUGGGUCUGGAAAAUCCACCUUGAUCAACGUCAUGUUGAACUUCGUCAUGGGGGUACAGUUUGAAGAUAAGAAAUGGUUUGAGAUCGUGGACGACAGCGCUAACGCGUCGCAGGCCGACAGUCAGACCUCUGAGGUGACGGUUUAUGAGAUCUUUGGAUUCGAAGGUAGAACCGCCCCCUUCUCUCUGACCAUCAUCGAUACUCCCGGUUACGGAGACACCAGAGGCAUCGAGUACGACGACAUGCUCAACCAGAGCCUCCUGGACCUGUUCCGCUCAGAUGAAGGGGUUCAGCAGGUGGAUGCAGUCGGUCUGGUCCUGAAGGCCUCGGUCAAUCGACUGGACGAGCGGCUGGUUUACAUCUUUGACUCGAUAACGUCCCUGUUCGGUAAAGACAUCAAGAAAAACAUUGUGGCUCUGGUCACGUUCUCGGAUGGAAUGCCUCCUGAGGACGCCCUCAAAGCCCUGAAGACGGCGAAGAUCAAACAAGCCAAAGACGAGAAGAAACAGCGGAUUUACUUCCUGUUCAACAACCGUCAGACCACACCGAUGGAGAAGAGGAUGGAGAGACUUUUACAGACGGCAUGGGAAACAUCGAUGGACGGUUUGGAGGGGUUGAAAGACUUUCUGCAAAAAUCUGAACCUCAAAAGCUGAAGACAACUCUGGAAGUCCUGACCGAGCGGAUCAGACUGGGAGCCUGCAUCCAGAACCUGAAAGAGAGAAUUGACUUCAUCGAACUAAAACAGAACAUGAUCAAAACUACUCGAGAAGCUCUGAGGAAAUAUGAGCAAGAGAUGAAGACCAACGAGAAGUUUACAGUGGAAGUGGAGGAGGUCUACAAAGAGCAAGAAAAGAUUAAAGGUUGGUGGAACUCCAAAGCCGUCUGCUGUAAAACAUGUGAGGAGAACUGUCAUUAUCCUGGAUGUACGCUGGCUCUGAACCCGGCCAUGUGUGAAGUCAUGAAGAAAGGAAAAUGUACUUCCUGUUCUGGGAAAUGUCCUGUGGAAGAUCACGUGAAGGAAAAGUGGGAGUAUGUGACCAAGACCAGGAAAGUAGAGAGGGAAGUAGAUGAAGACAAGAAGGAAAAGUACGAAAAGAACAAAGCAGAAACCCAGAGGAGGAUGGGUCUGUUGGAAGAUCUGGAGAAGAAGAUGGAAGAACUGACAUCAAACAAAGAUAAGUGGCUCGUGGAAGCUUAUCAUCAUGUUCUCCAACUGCAGAAGAUUGCUCUGAACGUGGACUCACUGUCCACUUAUGUCCAUCUGGACUUCCUGAUCCAGAAAAUGAGGGAGAAGAACGACACAGAGAAAGUCCAGAAACUGGAAGAGAUGGAAAAUCGAAUGGACACCAGAACCAAGGCGGCGGCGUUGUACUUCAAGAAGAUGACCAAGUUUAAGGACAAGCCCUCCAAGUUCUGAGAAGUUCCAGAUCCUCAGGUGAAAGUCAAACCCUGAAGGUCCGGUCUGAGGACCACGUCUCUUUCCAAAUGGACGCUGGGACGUUUGUCCUUCAGUUUGUUUCCUGUCUGUCGUGUGUCAUCAGAUAAUCUCCGAUCACGACUCCGUCAACAUACAUCGUGUGUUAUUACAGAAUCGUCUUGUUCAUCUCCUGGUCUUUUUUCCUCCUCAUUCAAACCUCCUCAGAACUGUUAAAACCACAGAACUAUCGGAAUGUCCUCCUCUACGGGAUUCUCAGGAAACAAAAACUACAGUCCAUCCAAACGGCGCUGCCAGAGUCUGAAAGGCUCAGAUUUGUCUAAACCCAAUCAUGUGUUGCAAUUUUACAGAUGUUACAAUUUUCUGUUACAGAUAUAUGACAAUGUAAUCCUGGUUCUCACUGCAGUAUGUUGCAUUCUGGUCUACACAAGUAAUUACACACGUAUUAUAGAAACUGGUACUAAUGACAAUGUAUUUCACAAUUUUACUUAAUCAGUAACUGUUUGAUUAUUUGUACUUGUCUAUAUCGAACAAGGUAUAUUCAAUGCAAACCAUGAGGAUCGCCCAAAAUCUGUAAUCUCUCUCUCUCUCUCUCUAUAUAUAUAUAUAUAUAUGUAUGUAUAUAUAUAUAUAUAUAUAUAUAUAUAUAUAUGCAAAAGUCCAAAAAAUGUGAGUCUGGGGGUCGUCUGGGAAUUUUCCUGAUAAGAACACCUGUCAGGUUUUUCGUCCUUACUUGUAUUGUAAAUGUUUAAGUAAGAUUACUAAUUCAGAUUACUUUUGUUGUGGGUUUGAAUCCCACAGAGGGGGGAAUAUGUGGGAUUUGAUCAGGUCUUAAGUGUGUGUGUCUUGUUUCAUGUAGUUGAGGAACUUCUGUUAAAUCCUGUUUGUGUGUCCAGGUCACAUGACCUGUGGAAAGAGAAGAGGUUCCCACCAAAGAAAGCCACGUUCAAAACAAAGUCUUUCAUAACAUAACAUCAUUUUUGGCAAAAGAGUUUUUCAUGCACGUAGUGAAUGGUUGAUUCCUUUUAUGGUAACAAUGAUGUCAGAUCACCCCUGUAUAACCCCCCCCCCCCAAAUAAAGAAAGGGAGAUAUUCCCAG